AUGCAGAAUGUGCUCUCGCUAGCACUUUCAAUGAUAAUAUGUGUCUCAUCACAAACUACUCCAAAAGUUUUGUUGAUAUCGUUCGAUGGAUUUCGUUCAGAUUUACUAAAUGAAACUUUGGUUCCUAACAUUUACAAAUGGGCAAAACAGUCAACGUGGUUUACGAAGGGAUCUCAACCGACUUAUUUUACUUAUACAGCUCCUAACCAUAUGGGAAUCGUCACGGGUCUUUAUCAAGAGAGUCAUGGGAUAGUAUCAAAUUAUUUCUAUGAUGAGAAAACAAAGCAAAUUUUUGAUUAUUUCAAUUACACUCGUAGCGCGAAUGAAACUUCAAGGAAUAGUUCGUGGUAUCACGGGGAGCCAAUAUGGUUGACAAACGAGAAGGCUGGAACUUCUCGCCAUUCAGCUGUUCUUGAUUGGCCCAUGAAUGAUGUUUCUUAUCCGAGCGAGCCUCAUGUUCCUACCAUCGCCAGAGCUUGGAAUGUGAAUCGGAAUUAUUCUCAGUUGCUUGAAGACUCGGAAGAAGUUGUAAGAUUGUUCACAAAGAGUGAUAAGCCUUCAAAUUUUGUUGCCUGGUACAUUGCGGAGCCUGAUCAAACUUUACAUAAAAAUGGCUUCAAUAAUGGAAAGCUUGCUAAAACACUGGAGAAGCUUGAUAUAAUUUUCGAACAUCUGCUUAAAACUUUAGAAAAGUCCUCGAUUCGAGACGAGGUGAACAUUAUUUUAACAUCGGACCAUGGGCAUGCUGAGAUUGUCGAUUACAAACAUAUAAUGUGCUUGAAGGACUACCUGCAUGGAGAUGGUUUUGUGGCUACUGAUCACAUGAUCUACGCUAAGAAUGAAGCCAUUGCUGAAGAAAUUUUCCUUAACUUGACUACAGCCGUGAAGAAUAAUGCUUUUGAAGUCGAAUUGUAUCGAAAAAAGGAUCUUGAUGAGAACUUGCAUUACAAAAAUAGUGAUAAAGUUGGUAGUAUCAUACUCGAACCAGCAGUAGGCUCUUCCAUCUCCUUUUCCUGUACCGCUGAUCAAUUAGAGAAAACAUAUGGUCCUAAUGGGAUAAUGAGGUUCAAUGCAUCAUCUCAUGGGAUGCAUCCAUCUAAUCCUGAAAUGAGAGCUAUUCUUGUAAUGAACGGGCCAAGUUUCCAUAGCAACUUCAAGAUUAAUGAAGUACCAGAAAAUAUCGACUUGUAUCCAUUGCUUUGCAAAUUGCUGAAUUUAACGCCGAAGCCUAAUAAUGGCUCUUUGGACGUAAUUGGAAAAUCAUUGAAAGCGGAAGAAAGCACAAAUAGCUUCAGUGUUGACAUACCUCGAGAAAUUAACUACAGUGUACUUGCGGAUAACAUUGGCUUUUUCAUAUUCAUUGUUCCUCCUACUCUACUUGUGCUGGCGUUUUUAGCUUAUGGCUGCAAACAUACCAUUAUGAAAAACGACCCAGAAUGGGCAAGAGCCUCUGGUGGCUAUCGGCCUUUGUUUACGGAAGGCAAUGAUCUUUUGCCAUCUCAUAAUACUCAACUUGGCAAUGAAUCGGUUACGAUGUCGGGACUGUUAGCGGCAGAAGAUUCUAGUGAGGACGAGCUGUGA
Messenger RNA from Auanema sp. JU1783, 1581 nucleotides. NCBI's taxonomy places the organism in Eukaryota, Metazoa, Nematoda, Chromadorea, Rhabditida, Rhabditidae. The record is from the annotation of a GenBank genome assembly.